Molecule: messenger RNA, 4697 nt
Organism: Bombina bombina (fire-bellied toad)
Lineage: Eukaryota; Metazoa; Chordata; Amphibia; Anura; Bombinatoridae
Product: zinc finger protein 37-like
Exons: 6
Coding region: 137-2197 (686 amino acids)
Biological process (GO): regulation of transcription by RNA polymerase II
Molecular function (GO): DNA-binding transcription factor activity, RNA polymerase II-specific; RNA polymerase II cis-regulatory region sequence-specific DNA binding
Source: RefSeq, a predicted model, not a curated record
GCUCAAAAGAUCACACUGUAUAAGUAAGUGAUUGGCUGAUGUUUGUCACAUGAUACAGGGGUUGGGGAAAUUAAAGAAAAGUUUUAAAUUUACCAGAAAAAAAUCUACUCCUCAUUUGAAAUUCAGGGGGUAAGCCAUGCCGCGCUGCAUCGUAAAAGGUUGUCCACACGCCACGACUAAUAACUCUGUUUCCAUAGGAGUGACGUUACACACAUUUCCUUAUAAUUAUGAAAAAAUCAAGAAGUGGCUUCAGCAGAUAGGCCAGGAUUUUGGUAACCUCGAUGCUUUUGCUGAAUGUAUUAUGGAUAUAGAGAAAUAUAACAGUUUUCGUCUUUGCUCUGCUCAUUUCACCCAGGACAGCUAUAUUGCACAUGGGACUAAAAUCUAUCUGAGAACAGAUGCAAUACCAACGCUUUUUCCUGUAAGGGAUUUUCCUACUGCUACAGAGGAAAAUGUCAUUUCUGCUACGUGCAAGCCUCCUCAAGUAGAUCUCCAGACAAGGCAUUUUUCUGUAGGCCAGAUGGUGCAAACUGCCAAUGUCAGCACCUGUACCGAUCCGUACCAUGCAAUGAAAGAUGCAAGCACAUGCACCGAACCAUACCCUUUAUUAUUAAAGACUGUUCCUUGCUAUACACUAAGAAAUUCAUACUCAGGUAACGAAUCUAAGUUUGCAAUGAAAAGUGUCGGCACGUUUCAGCUAAUUCCACAAUUCGAUGUCAGCACAUCCACAGAUCCUAUGUUUGGGAAAAAAAAUGCCUACACGUAUGCAAACCUCCCAUUUUCCUACGCAAACGGGCCGACUGCAGAUAAAGUGAUACAGUGGCCAGAGUACGAACAGAAUUUUGAUGGGGAGAUCUGGAAAAUAAAACAUGAUCACUUCUAUGUCUCAAGCCGUCCUCCAUCAACGAACGUCAAGAAUCAGAAACCCGUAGAGAAAGUCAAACCUCAAGCUGAUUCCUACCAGGAAUUUGAAAGUGAUACUUCUACUGAUUCCACGUCGCUGAUGAAGAAAAUCAUAAAAGAGGACCCCGACUACAUACCUGAGGAUGAAUCAAUGUCAGAUACCGACACUUCCUGCGAAGAUGAUCUUCCGCUUGAUGAAAUGUGUCCUGUCCUGGAACAUCUCAUCAAUUUACUGAAGAUGAACAAGAGACGGGUUCAGAUGAAAAAAAUGACACAAAAAAUAUUGAACAACGCCCUGGAGAUUGUCUACCUGUUGACUGGGGAGGAAUACAAUGUUGUAAGGAAUAAUGCAGACAGCACCAAACGUUUGGAACCAUGUACCGAUAAGAUACCUAUAAAGUUUGGGGAUGUUGCUGUCUAUUUUUCUAUGGAAGAGUGGGAUUAUAUUGAAGAAAAUAAAGAGCUAUACAAGGAUGUCUUGAAGCAAGAACUCCAUACCUGGAAUAUUUACCCAGAUCAUCUAAAGCCUAAUAAUGUCACAGAAAAUGUCAACACUGAAGAAUAUAAUCCUUCUUGGUCACUAGAACAACAACGGAAGUCACUCAAACAAGAUGAAUUACCUGAUUUUCACAACGAUAGAAUGGAAGAAAGUUGUGAGUCUAAUUCAGCACCUUCUCAAUAUAAACAGCAAGUACGCGAAUCUGAUAGAUUGCGUGCCAAUUACGACAGCGGCGGAAACUGCAGAAACACACGAAAAAGGAUUUCAAAAUAUGGAGAAUAUUUGAGUAAAAAGUCAAUCUGGGAAAAUGACCAACAACCACACUUGGUAGAGAAACCCUAUAACUGUACCGAGUGCGGAAAACAAUUUAAGUUCAAAUAUUGGUUUUCUCUUCACCAGAAAAUAUUACCCAAUGAGAAAUCUGUUCAGUGCCAAAAUUGCGGAGAACAUUUCUUUUCCAAAUGUACUUUCACUGCUCAUCAAAAGUUGCACUCCAGAAAAAAAUGUCAUCAGUGCAAGACGUGUGGGAAACUCUUUGCUUUGAAACGUACCCUCACUGAACACCGAAAAACGCACAAUCGAGAAAAACCUCAUGAGUGUAGCCUCUGUAAUAAACGUCUUUCUUCGAAAUAUUACCUAGUUGUACAUAAGAGGUUACAUACUGGAGAAAAACCUCACGCAUGCCCAGAUUGCGACAAAACCUUUUCAUCUCAGCAGGCUCUGAAUUACCACCUGAUCACGCAUACAGGGAUAAAGCUUAAAAGUAUGAAAAGAAGAUCUACAAGAUCAAAGUAAAAAAUGUCAGAACGAGGAAAAGACAUUUUCUUCUCAGUGAUUCACUCAUAUCCCAAGUGAAGCUUCUUAAAGUUCUAAUACGUCAUUAUAUAACGGGAUUUGAAACACUAAAGUAAUUUCAUGCAUCUCCGUCUAAUCAUGGGUGGCGCCAUAUUGGAACCUAGGUUUCACUGCAGGUAUUUGAAGGAGAGUUGCUGCACAUGCACAAACAGGUCAGAACCGGAAUGCAGCGAAUUAUAGAUUUCAACAUGGCCGCACCCAUGAUUAGAAAACCCCCUGAACAAUUAUAAAAAAGGUAUUUAGUGCUUGUCACCAACAACAUUGUAUUUUUAUUGGUUACUUGACACGUGGACUUGUGCGAGAAUACAGACAAUCACUGAAGAAUUCAUGUGAAAUAAAAAUAUAGGUUUACUGUAAUUAUAUGCCAAGAUGAAAUAUCUGUAAUUGUGUAAAUAUGGAAAUAUUUUUUUUCCAAUUGUAGUUUGGAGGCAAGGUAGCAGUAUAAAGCCUUUAAACAUAGAUGUAAACCAGAAAUACGUUUGUGAGUUACUGGCGUGCUAGGAUUUGUUCUACUUCAUCAUUGUAUAGGAACUAGGGUGCCACCUUUAGUUCAGCCCUAACCCAAACACUCUUGUGCCGUGCACAGCAAAGCAAAAACACACUUUUGUGUAAUAGCACAUAAACACAAACUAGCUCAUAGAUAUUGACACUUACACACACUCAUGUGCUCAUGCACAAUCUCUAACAAACUAGCACACACUCACACACAUGCUCUCUCAAAAAAACACUCACUCUUUUACAGACCCUCACACACACUCUAACACAUAUUCACAUACACUCCCUCACAUGCUCACAGACACACACACACACAAAGGCACUCACUCUUUAACACACAGACUCUAACACACACACACUCUCUCACAAACACACACAAAGACACGCACUCGCACACACAAAUACACUCACUCUUUCACUCACACACACACACUCUAGCACACAUCCUCUCGCCCACACUCCCUCACAUGCUCACACACACACACAAAUUCACUUUCACACACUUUAACACACAUUCACACACACUCCCUCACAUACUCACACACACACACACACAUGCUUUCUCACACACACACAUACACUCUUUCAAACACACACUAACACUCAUUCACUCACACACACACACACACACAGAGACACUAGCGCUCUCACACACACACACGUACACUCACUCUUUCACACACACAAAGACACUAACACUCUCUCACACACACAUACACUCACUCUUUAACACACACACACAGACUAACAGACACUAACACUCAUUCACACACAAAGACACUAGUGCUCUCACACACACAUACACUCAUUCACACACACAAAGAUACUAACGCUCUCUCACACAUACAAAUACACUAACGCUCUCUCACACACACAAAUGCACUCCCUCUUUCACACACACACAAAGACACUGACAAAGACACACACACAAGAGCAAAAUAACUUUAGACACAUACAGUAUGUUGCAAAUUCACAAUGUCACCUUUUUGGCUGUGGCUGUUUCCCACCAAACCCGGACAUUUGCAUGUCUGACUCAGCAUCAAGCCCACAAAUGGAGACCCAAACUAUCCAGGUCAUUCCCAAACAGGUGGCAACUCUAAGAGGAGCUUCAACAGCUUAAUAAAUGUUUGUGUGUUUUGGAAUAUGUCUUAAUUAAUGAAGCCAAAACAGAAUAUGUAGAUACCAUAUUAGUAUAGGGUUUAUGUGUCUAGAAAUAUAACAUAGGCGAUAAAACAUAAGAUAUUAAUAAUUAUGACCACAAAAAUAUAAAUGAUAAUUUAGCAUUUCAGAUAAGGGUUUUUUAAGAGCAGUUAAUUAUUUUUUGUUGCAUCUUACCGUUAAAACUUAGUUCCUUACUUGUUUUUUCCUUGCUAUUGCGUCAACGAUAUUAGUGAAACGGCAACAUUAUUCCCUUGUUAGUAUGGGGGAUAUGUGGCUAUGGAUUUCAUAUAAAUCACCAGAGUUUGAUUGUGGUUCCAUCUUAAGAACAAUUUAUUAUUUGUUAUUGGAUCUGUGUGAAAAAUACAAAUAAUUUAAAAAGUACAAUGGUUUUGCUUCAUCAAACGGCAAAAUAUGUACAAUUUGCCCGUUUUAGUUUCUGUAACUGUACAGUAACACUACCUUUUUAUACAUUUGAAGUGUUUUGGUCAACUUGUAGAAUUUUCACUCACCAUUUGCGUAUAUCGUUGUCUUCAUUAUUUGUCAAAUCUAGAUACAUUAAGAAAAUAUACUUUAAUUUUGACUAUUUCAAAUAUUUCUUAUUUGUGUUAUGAUUCUGUAGGUUGGGCUGUUAAUUCUCUGUCCCAGGAAAUCUUUCAUUUUUGUGUUGUCUAAGAGGAACAAAAAAUAGAAAAUUGAUAUUGCAAAAAUGAGCGAGGCUAACCUGUUUUGUAUAUUUGAAUGCAAACACGUGGUAAUUAAUAAAAAAUAUAUAUAUAAACAGCAA